Messenger RNA from Rhagoletis zephyria (snowberry fruit fly), 2405 nucleotides. Its product is annotated as facilitated trehalose transporter Tret1. NCBI's taxonomy places the organism in Eukaryota, Metazoa, Arthropoda, Insecta, Diptera, Tephritidae. The record is from RefSeq and is a predicted model, not a curated record. Gene Ontology annotation, cellular component: membrane. Gene Ontology annotation, biological process: transmembrane transport. Gene Ontology annotation, molecular function: transmembrane transporter activity.
GCCCACCAAAAGAGCAACUAAAUACAAUAUGCCUACAUAAAUGAAGAUCGAUUAAAAUCACACAUUUGCUGAACAUGUGCAACAACACUAUGACGGCAACGGACAAAGCAACGGAAGUAAAAAACGGCACCGUUAACAGCCAGCCGUAUUUCAUACAAAAUGGCAACAGAAACCCUUCAUCCGACAUUGCUGGUGAUCCUCUAGAGAUUAGUAAUUUUCGGCGGGCAUUACCACAAUUUUUAGCUGUAAGCGCUAAGAAUAUAUUACUUUUUGUGUAUGGUAUGACGCUUGGCUUUCCCACCAUUGUAAUACCCGCCAUACAGGGCGGUGAGGGGCGUGAACCUAGUGAUAUAGUGUUAAAUAGAGAUGAAAUAUCUUGGUUUAGUUCUAUAAAUUUAAUUUGUGUGCCUUUGGGUUGUCUUUUUUCGGGUCUUCUUACACAACCGAUUGGCAAGCGACGCGCUAUGCAGUUGGUCAAUUUGCCAAUUUUGGCGUCAUGGCUUCUCUUCCACUUUUCGACGCGUACUGAGCACCUUUACGCUGCACUGUGUUUGAGCGGACUUGGCGGUGGUCUAAUGGAAGCGCCGGUACUGACGUAUGUCGCCGAAAUUACCGAACCCAAGUACCGUGGCAUUCUAUCGGCGCUCGGCUCCACCUGUGUCAUCACCGGUGUUUUCAUACAAUUCAUUUUGGGCUCUUUGUUGGAUUGGCGUACAAUAGCCGCUUUGAGUUCUGCCUUUCCGAUUAUUUGUAUAAUUGCGCUGUGCUUUGUGCCCGAGAGUCCCACAUGGCUGAUACGCGAACAUCGUUUCCGUGAGGCUGUCAAAUCGUUGCAGUGGCUGCGUGGUUGGGUACCGGAAUAUAUGAUUGAAGCUGAAUUUAAUCGACUCUAUGAGGAGUUAAUAACACAGCCGGCUCUGGAGGAAGCUGUAGAAAAUCACGGCGAUAAGCCGUCGAAGUGCGCCAGUCGCUUCAGAAUGUUUCGCAAGCGUUCAUUUUUGGCGCCAUUUUUGUUGGUCACAUUUACAUUUUUUACGGGACAUUUUUCUGGCAAGACAAGUCUGCAAACGUACGCUGUGCAGAUUUUCCACACACUAAAAGCCCCAAUCAACAAGUAUCAUGCGACAAUUUUGUUAGGUGUUGCAGAGAUGAUCGCAACUAUAAUGUGUGUCUUCCUCAUCCAUUUCACCGGCAAACGGCCAUUGGUUAUGAUCUCUACACUUGGCGUGGGAAUUUGCAUGUUUGGUACGGCCACCUAUGCCCACUAUGUGAAAGUGGUGCCCGGGUUUGCAGUGGACAAUGUCGUUAGUAAUGCUUCCAAUAUAGUGCCCAAGGAAAGCUUAAUAACACAAGCAAAUAUUAGUAAACUUUUUGAAACCGAUACAGCUGCCCUAUUGCCAGCAAUGGCGGAUAGCGCAAUUGAUAAACAGCUGUUGGAAACCACAACUCUGUACACCCUAAAUGAUGAUGUCACCACAGAGCUGACCACUUUAGUGUCCAACAGUGAAACCAACGAAACGUGGAAGCAUUUAAAUCGCACUAAACGGGAAGAGCAAGAUCUUUCUUUCGGCGAUUACAAUGAUCAAUUAUCCUUGGUUGAAUUACCUACCUUGGAUUAUACACAUUCGAAUAAUACCAGCCGUAAUUCCACGCCAUUUUUCGAUCUUAGUGACUCGGAAGAGGAUUUGCAUACAACAACUAUGCCAUCGGAUUUGGAUGCAAAAAUUACCACAGCCAAAGCAAAAACAGCAACGGCCGAACGUAAAGUGAAAUUGCCAUCCACAGAGGAAGUCACCAAGGAGAUAUUGCUACCUGUGCCCAAACAAGCUACCAACAAUCUAGUAUGGCUGCCAUUGAUUCUAUUGCUGGGUACCGCAUUUUUCGCACACUUUGGCAUACGUAUGAUACCUUGGAUACUCAUCGGCGAAGUAUUUCCGGCGCCGGUACGCAGCACAGCUUCGGGCCUUGUCAGUGGGUUGGGUUACAUUUUUGGCUUCUUGGCUAAUAAGCUCUUUCUCCAAAUGUUGACAGCAUUAACAUUGCCUGGUACAUUCUGGCUAUAUUCGGCGGUGGCAUUAACAGGCGCUUUAGUGUUGUAUUUCACGCUGCCCGAAACGGAAGGACGCACAUUACAUGAAAUUGAAGCACAUUUCUCCAAAAAGUCCGAUACAAAUUUGUUUAGAAAAUCACGUCGUCAAGAUUUAAGUAAAACAGCCAUUCAAAUGGAUAAUCUUCAGAAUUUGCAGAUUCCAAUAAGCGCACAAACUGAAUCAAAAAUAAUUAAACUACAACAAAGCGACUUUUUGCCACAAAACACUACAAAUGGCGGCGAAACCAAUUUAGCGUUCGAAGAAAAUAAUAUUACACAUUUAUAAUAGCGAGAAACGGAAAUUGUACAUAUGUAA